Molecule: messenger RNA, 1650 nt
Organism: Xyrichtys novacula (pearly razorfish)
Lineage: Eukaryota; Metazoa; Chordata; Actinopteri; Labriformes; Labridae
Source: the annotation of a GenBank genome assembly
AUGGCACUGUGGAAGAUCUUGAGGCUUUGGAUGACUGCAUGUACUCUGCUCUUUGUCUUCCUCCUCCAGCUAUGUUACGCUCAGUACAAGAGGGGGAUUUCCAUCCCUGAGCAUGGCUUCUGCCAGCCCAUCUUCAUCCCUCUGUGCACCGAUAUCCCCUACAACCAGACCAUCAUGCCUAACCUGCUGGGACACACCAACCAGGAGGAGGCAGGGCUAGAGGUCCACCAGUUCUACCCACUGGUUAAAGUCCAGUGCUCCGUGGACCUCAAGUUCUUCUUGUGCUCCAUGUAUGCUCCGGUCUGCACAGUUCUAGAGCAGGCCAUCCCACCCUGCAGGUCUCUGUGCGAGCGGGCAAGGCAGGGCUGCGAGGCACUCAUGAAUAGAUUUGGCUUCCAGUGGCCAGAGAGGCUGCGCUGCGAGAACUUCCCAGUCCACGGGGCUGGGGAGAUCUGUGUGGGUCAGAACAUGACUGACGCAGACAGCCCUACCCCUGACCUUCCUGAGCUGGUGACCCUGCCAUCAAACAGUCAGACUAACUUGCUCUCCACCUGUCCUCUGCAGCUUCAAGUACCUGCCUACCUCAACUACCAAUUCCUAGGAGUGAAGGAUUGUGGUGCCCCAUGUGAGAGGACUAUGCCUGGUGGACUGAUGUACUUUAAUGAGGAGGAGCUGAUGUCUGGUCGUCUAUGGGUCUGUAUCUGGUCAGUUCUGUGUUGUUUAAGCACUUUAUUUACCAUGCUGACCUACCUAGUGGACAUGAAGAGGUUUCAGUACCCAGAGAGGCCAAUCAUCUUCCUAUCCGGGUGCUACUUCAUGGUUGCAGUGGUGUACGUUGCUGGCUUCCUCCUGGAGGACAGAGUGGUGUGUGUGGAAAAGUUCAGGGAGGAUGGUUUUAAGGUGGUGGCUCAGGGCACCAAGACGGAAGGCUGCACCAUCCUCUUCGUGAUCCUGUACUUCUUCAGCAUGGCCAGCUCCAUCUGGUGGGUGAUCCUGUCGCUCACCUGGUUCCUUUCAGCUGGGCUGAAGUGGGGUCAAGAGGCCAUUGAGGCCAACUCACAGUACUUCCACCUUGCAGCAUGGGCCGUGCCAGUGGUGAAAACCAUUAUUAUCCUGACAAUGGGGCAGGUGGAUGGCGACCUGUUGACAGGGGUCUGCUACGUGGGGAUUUACAACGUGGACUCUCUGAGGGGAUUUGUCCUGGCACCACUCCUUAUCUACCUCUUUGUUGGCACUUCCUUCCUGCUGGCGGGUUUUGUGUCACUCUUCCGUAUUCGCACCAUCAUGAAGCACAACCGCAACAAGACAGAGAAGCUGGAGAAGCUGAUGUUGCGGAUCGGCGUGUUCGGUGUGCUUUACACAGUACCAGCCACCAUCGUCAUUGUCUGCUGCUUCUAUGAACAAGCGUUCAGGCCGCAGUGGGAGAGGGCGUGGCUCCUGCAGACGUGUAAGAGCCUUUCUGUGCCGUGCCCUGAAGGAAAUUUUACCCUGCUGAGGCCAGACUUUACUGUGUUCAUGAUCAAGUACCUGAUGACCAUGAUUGUUGGGAUUACAUCUGGUUUCUGGAUCUGGUCAGGGAAGACGUUGCAGUCAUGGCGCCGGUUUUAUAACAGAUUUUACAACACCAGCCAGGGGGAAAGGAGAGUGUAG